Messenger RNA from Penicillium canariense, 2382 nucleotides. RefSeq names its product putative serine/threonine protein kinase (Prp4). Gene Ontology annotation, biological process: peptidyl-serine phosphorylation; peptidyl-threonine phosphorylation; mRNA cis splicing, via spliceosome. The transcript is spliced from 3 exons. NCBI's taxonomy places the organism in Eukaryota, Fungi, Ascomycota, Eurotiomycetes, Eurotiales, Aspergillaceae. Bases 1 to 2382 code for a protein of 793 amino acids. The record is from RefSeq and is a predicted model, not a curated record. Gene Ontology annotation, molecular function: protein serine/threonine kinase activity; ATP binding.
AUGGCGUCGCACAACCGAUCGAGGUCCCCGUCGACCCCUUCUGAGGGUGAGAUCAUCGAAUCAGGUUCGGAGACGAAGGCAACUGCGUCAAAACCUCCUCUUAAUGGCACCAGCGUUGACCGUCCCCCCAGAGUUAGUACUUCGUCUGCGCCCAGACCUCCCGCGUCUCUGAGAGGCAGUAGAUCGCCGCGCCGACGCAGGUCAUGGACGAGAUCCCGCUCGAGAUCCCGAUCCCGAUCGCGCUCGCCAUACCGGGACAACCGAGGCUACAAGCGCAGACGUGACGAUGUGUAUGAUGAGCACGAGAGCCGGCCCGCCCGGCACGAACCAUCGCAACGUUUCGGGUCGAGAUACGACGAUAGACAAUAUGAGCGAGGCGCCCCUCCCCGUCGACAGAAAAUGUACCACGACUAUGACCGCGAGGAAAGCUAUGGCGGAGGUUUGCGGUACACUGAUGACUACGACCGACGCAAGGACAAGCGAGCGCGUACUCACAGCCGCUCCCCCUAUCGUGAAGUGAGAAAGCCAAAGCAGUACGACGAUCCGGAUCCUCCGGUGGAUACCAGGCAUGGGCCAUCCACUGAACAGGUAGUGAACGAACGAGGAAAGACUCCAGCUGUCGCUCGUUAUUCCAAGCUUGGUGCUGAAACACGAAAGAAUCAGGUGCAGCAGGCUCCCCCAAAACGUGCCCAUUUCUCCGAUGAAGCAGAUACUCUUAUGUCAGAACCAGUAUCAGAAUCGCAGCCAUCCGAGCCGAUGGACGAAGCAGCUGCUCUGGAGGCUCGUCGUAAGCGCCGCGAGGCCAUUCGAGCGAAGUACCGAAGCCAAGCAACUCCCAUGCAUCUUAAGGCUCUUCACAUUCCCGACGGCGAGACAGAUUCAUCGACCAAUGGCACAGAGCUGACAAGUGCUAAAGAUACGUCGGAAUCCCCACAGCUUUCGCCAGCACAGACGCCAAGUGAGCAAAUGGGAGACACACUUCCUGAUUUCAAAAUUGGCCAAGAUGCCGACUUGGCCAAUUUCAGUGCUCCCGAAGACGGAGCGGAGAAAGAUGAGCCCUCUGCCGCAGAUUACAAUCCAAUGUUUGACACGAAGGAGGAAAGACUAAAGCUUGAUGGUGCUCAAAGUACAAGGGAGGAUAUCUCAUCUGCUGCGUAUGAUGAAACCAAAACGGCAAAGCAGGACAUUCUUCUCCCCGAUGCUGCCCUUCCGCAAAAAUCGAAAGACCCUUACGACAUGUUUGCAGAGGACGCCGAUGACGAUAUGUUUGCUGAAGACACGACGAACGAGCAGCCCACUCAUGCUUCGGCCACAGCUGUGCCUCAACCUCAGGAACUAGACAUAAGUAUGAUGGACAACUGGGAUGACCCGGAAGGCUACUACAAUGUUCGGCUUGGCGAGUUAAUCAACGGCCGCUACCAUGUCCAGCAAAAUCUCGGCAAGGGCAUGUUCUCCUCUGUGGUGCGGGCCAGCGAUUCGACUACCGGAACCCUAGUCGCCAUCAAGAUCAUUCGUCAAAACGAUACCAUGCGUAAGGCUGGCAUGAAAGAGAUCGGAAUCCUGGAGCAGCUGCACGAGGCUGACCCAGAUGACAAGAAACAUGUCAUCAAAUUUAUACGCCACUUCGAACACAAGGGCCAUCUGUGUAUGGUGUUCGAGAACCUGAGCAUGAACCUUCGCGAGGUGCUGAAGAAAUUUGGCCGCGAUGUCGGGCUGAACCUGCGUGCCAUCCGCGCCUACGCUCAACAGAUGUUCCUGGGUCUCAGUCUGCUGCGCAAGUGUAACAUCCUGCAUGCAGACCUCAAGCCCGACAAUCUCCUCGUUAACGAGCAGCGGAACAUCCUCAAAGUCUGUGACUUGGGGUCCGCAUCUCCCGCCUCUGAGAAUGAGAUCACCCCCUACCUGGUUAGCCGCUUCUACCGAGCUCCGGAAAUUAUCCUCGGCAUCCCGUACGAUUAUGCCAUCGACGUGUGGUCCAUCGGUUGCACCCUCUUCGAGCUGUACACGGGAAAGAUCCUCUUCACGGGUCGCAACAACAACCAAAUGCUCAAAUCCAUCAUGGAGUGCCGUGGCAAAUACCCGCCUAAGGUCCUCCGUCGCGGAUCCCUGUCACACCUGCACUUCGACGACAUGCUCAAUUUCCAUAGCCUUGAAGAAGACAAGCUCACCGGCCGCCCCGUGACCCGCGUUAUGGAUUUCAAAAAGCCGACCCGGGAUCUCAAGACGCGCUUGAUGGGCAAGGGGACUCGGGGUAUGUCGGAUGUCGACGCCAAGGAUUUGGCCCUUUUUGUGGACUUUCUCGACCGCUGCCUGAGUCUGAAUCCCGAGAAGCGGUGCACGCCAACUGAGGCGCUGAAACAUCCUUUCUUGACGCGAAAAUAG